Molecule: messenger RNA, 1724 nt
Organism: Vigna unguiculata (cowpea)
Lineage: Eukaryota; Viridiplantae; Streptophyta; Magnoliopsida; Fabales; Fabaceae
Biological process (GO): translation
Cellular component (GO): ribosome
Molecular function (GO): structural constituent of ribosome
Source: RefSeq, a predicted model, not a curated record
UUUCUUAUAUGUUGCUCAUAUUUUAUUCAUCGUUAUACCUGGUUGUUCAUAUUUUAUAUGCCUUUCGUUGAGUUUUUGUUAUUGUUAUUAAGAUAACAAAUAAGCAAGAUACCUUUAUAUACGUUUUAAAUGUUCUUCGUUUUUAUUUUUUCAAUUUUAUUUGAACCCAUUUUAAAACAUAAAAUAUAUUUUUUUAAAUAUCUGGGCUAUGCAAUUGAGUACUUUUUUUCAUGCGGGUUGAGUAGUGGAUAGCACUAUCCGACCCGACCGACGUUGCCGUCCCUAACGGCAAGCAAGAAGUGAUUUAGAUCCCUCAGUUCACUCUACUAUAUUCCUGUGUUCCUGUUUUGUAUAACUUAGUGAAAAUUGUUCGUCAAUCCAAACCCUAAAGAGGCCCAUGGCUGUGAUUCUUGCCGCCAACGCAUACGCUGCUUAUUAGCGCUGCUCCUUCUCCAAUCAGUUGCUUCUGCUCUGAAUUUCAAAUGGGAAGGUGCAAUGUAGAGUAGAUUGUUUCGUCAGUUAUGGCGGUGUUGAUUUCCAAAAGGCUACUACGUUGUUCUUCUGGGUCCUUGCCUUCACUAGGACGAUGCUACUUUAAUUCACCUAAUGCUGGGUCUGCCGCUUUUUAUAAAUCACGUGAUGUAUACAGCAGAUUGUCUGGGGAAGGACUUCGUUCUGCAGAAUGUUGUUUGGUCAGAUCAGUGAUCCGACGAUUUUCUACUUCUAUUUUAACUCCUGGGCCUGAUGAGGGCGCAUUUCCGUCCGAUUUAUUGUCCAGGAAGACUCUAGCAACAUCUGAGCGUACUAUAGGGCUUUGCCAGGAUCUUUUAAUUCCAGUUACCAACUUUCAUAAUGAAGACAAGGGCUUUAUGGUUUUACCUGGAGAUGUUUUUGAUUUGCCUAUUCGGAAGGACAUUAUUCAUCGUGUCGUUAGGUGGCAACUAGCAAAACGACAACAGGGGACUCAUUCAACAAAAACUAUCAGUGAGGUCAGUGGGACUGGGAGAAAGCCUUGGAAGCAAAAGGGAACUGGUAGAGCAAGGCAUGGUUCAUUACGUGGGCCUCAGUUCAGGGGUGGUGCCACCAUGCAUGGUCCCAAGCCUCGAAGCCAUGCUUUCAAAGUCAAUAAGAAGGUUCGGCGUCUAGGGCUAAAGAUUGCCUUGUCAGCUCGUGCAGCAGAAGGAAAGCUUCUUGUGUUUGAGGAUCUGGAGGUUCCAACACAUAAAACCAGAAACAUUGUGAAUUAUUACAAUCAAAUGGGGAACACCAAGAAACUUCUGCUUGUGGAUGGCGGGCCUAUAGAUGAAAAGUUAAAAUUGUCUACACAAAAUCUACACUAUGUUAACAUACUUCCCUCCAUUGGUUUGAAUGUCUACAGCAUCUUGUUGCAUGACACAUUGGCGAUGUCCCGAGCUGCGGUGAACAGAAUUGUUGAGCGUAUGCGCACUCCAAUAAAUCGUUGAGGCUAUAACUAUUGUUUUGCGCUUUGCUUCAUUUGCUCGAAGCAGGAACUGUAUCCCAUGUCCCUAUUUCUGUAACAUAAAGAGAUCCAAUUAGAAUAUCUUUGGUACGAGAUUUCUGUUAAAAACCACAUAAGUGAGGCUAGUUAUGCCAUUUUGCCCAUGUUGAAGGGGAACUUAGGAAAUUGUUGGUCUAAUUUGGAUGUUCAAGUGGUUAGGUUUAUCAUAUUUUUCCAUGACUAAAUCUCAUUUCUUUUUCAAUCU